AGCGUGGGCGGGCGGCUGGCCACCGUCACGGUCAACAAGCAGCAGUACGAGAGCAGGGGAGCCUCCAUCCACGUUCUCAGCCUCCACAUGCAGGACUUUGUCAAGAUCCUGGGCCUCAAGCACCGGCGCGAGGUGGCAGGGAAAAGCGCCAUAUUCAGCGGGGAGCACUUUGUCCUGGAGGAGACCGACUGGUACCUGCUCAACCUCUUCCGGCUCUGGUGGCACUAUGGCAUCAGCUUCCUGCGCCUGCAGAUGUGGGUGGAGGAGGUGAUGGAGAAGUUCAUGAGGAUCUACAAGUACCAGGCACACGGCUAUGCCUUCUCCAGCCUGGAGGAGCUGCUGCACUCGCUGGGGGGUGACGCUUUUGUCAACAUGACACAGCGUUCAGUGGCCGAGUCCUUGCUGGAGGUGGGCGUCUCGCAGCGCUUUGUGGACGACGUCAUCGCGGCCGUCCUGCGUUCCAGCUAUGGGCAGUCGGUGCUGGUGCCUGCCUUUGCAGGGGCCAUGUCUCUGGCAGGGGCCCAGGGCAGCACCUGGGCGGUGGAAGGAGGCAACAAGCUCGUGUGUUCAGGUCUGCUGAAGCUGACCAAAGCCAACAUCAUCCCAGCCAGGGUGACGGGCAUCUCUCUGCACAGCUCGGAGGGAAGAGCCCUGUACCAGGUGCACUAUGAAGGCAGUGAAGGCCAGGGCUCAGCUUUCUACGACAUGGUGGUGGUGACAACUCCCCUGCACCCGAGCAGGAGCAACUUCACCUUCGAGAACUUCGAGCCGCCCAUCGCUGACUUCCCCGGAGCAUUCCAGCCCUCUGUCACCUCCGUGGUACACGGCUACCUCAACUCCUCCUACUUUGGCUUCCCUGACCCCAAGCUCUUCCCGUUCGCCAGCAUCCUCACCACCGACACCCCUGACCUCUUCUUCAAUGCCAUGGACAACAUCUGUCCUGUCAACAUCUCAGCGGCUUUCCGUCGUAAGCAGCCCCAGGAGGCCGCAGUGUGGCGUGUCCUCUCCCAGCAGCCGCUGGACAAGCAGCAGCUGAAGACCCUCUUCAGGUCCUACUACUCGGUGCAGGUGACAGAGUGGCAGGCGUAUCCCCGCUACGAUGCCGCCAAGUCGCUCCCGCCCAUCGUGCUCCAUGAAAACCUCUUCUACCUCAGCGGCGUGGAGUGGGUGGCCAGCUCCAUGGAGAUGAUAGCGGUGGCAGCCAAAAACGUGGCCCUGCUGGCUUACAACCGCUGGCAUCAGGACCUGGAGAAGAUUGACCAGAAGGACUUGAUGCACAAGGUGAAGACCGAGCUGUGAUGCCCAGGGGAGGCAGUGGGCCGGGAGCUUCUUUCUGCGUGUAGUAGCCUGGGGAGUAUUUAUUGCCUUGGGGACACCAGGGGGUUUGAGGCUGGGGGAGAAGGGACAGACUGCAUCCCAAUCAACUUGAACAUGAUUUACCUUCUGGAAUACAGUCCCUGUCCAGUG
Mesitornis unicolor (brown roatelo) is the source of this 1467-nucleotide messenger RNA. RefSeq names its product prenylcysteine oxidase 1 like (gene PCYOX1L). Gene Ontology annotation, molecular function: prenylcysteine oxidase activity. The annotation marks the transcript as partial. Gene Ontology annotation, biological process: prenylcysteine catabolic process; prenylated protein catabolic process. The record is from RefSeq and is a predicted model, not a curated record. Lineage: Eukaryota; Metazoa; Chordata; Aves; Mesitornithiformes; Mesitornithidae. The transcript has 5 exons.